AUGCCGAUCUUGACUGGCGUUCUCGGUAUCGUCCUCUUCAUGAAGUCGUUCUACAGCGUCAAACUCAAUAAGAUCGGCAUCACGGAGAAGAAAAGCUAUGCCCCAUAUCUUCCUCUCGCAAUGAGGCGCAAGCCUGCCAGGGAUAGCGCGCAAACUCAGUUGACGCUCGCAAAUCAAAAUCCAGCUUCGGUUUCUGCACUCACACUUGCCGUGCCCGGUACGCCGCAAAUGUUCCUCCCACACACCCCGGGAGCGCAAACACCUGGAUCAGAAAUGCCAGCCAAUCCCUUGGAUAUAGCCGCGCCGGCGAAGCGUCGAACGGUCCUCAUCGCCACUAUGGAGUAUGACAUCGAAGACUGGGGCAUCAAGAUCAAGAUUGGCGGACUAGGUGUCAUGGCCAACCUCAUGAGCAAAAACCUCGCACAUCAAGAUAUCAUCUGGGUUAUCCCUUGUGUCGGCGGUGUCGAAUAUCCGAUUGAUUGCCCUGGAGAAAGCAUCAUCAUCGCCGUUCUAGAUAAUCUCUACGAGGUCAAGAUACAAUAUCACACUUUGAAAAACAUUACUUACGUCUUAUUGGAUGCGCCCAUCUUUCGGCAGCAGACGAAACAAGACCCAUAUCCACCCAGAAUGGAUGACCUAGACUCCGCUUGUUACUAUUCUGCCUGGAACUCGUGCAUUGCCGAGAUGAUGAGACGAUUUCCGAUCGAUCUCUACCAUAUCAAUGACUACCAUGGGGCAGUGGCGCCUUUGCAUCUGCUACCUAAGAUUGUGCCGUGCGUGCUGAGCUUGCAUAAUGCAGAGUUCCAAGGUCUUUGGCCAAUGCGGACAGAACAAGAGAGUCUUGAGGUCUGUAAUGUAUUCGACUUGGAUCCUCACGUCGUCUCCAAAUAUGUCCAGUUCGGCGAAGUUUUCAAUCUUUUACAUGCUGGGGCUAGCUACCUUCGUGUCCAUCAAAAGGGCUUCGGUGCGGUUGGUGUGUCUGGUAAGUACGGCAAAAGAGCCUUUGCAAGAUACCCCAUUCUUUGGGGCAUGAGCGACGUUGGUGCGCUUCCAAAUCCUGAUCCCACAGAUACGGCACCUUGGAACAAAGAGCAAGUCAGGACUUCAGAUAUCCACGUCGAUCAAGAAUUGGAAGCUGCGAAGCCUGCACUCAAAUUGGAGGCUCAAAAAUGGGCUAAACUCAAGGAGGACCCCGAAGCCGAUCUCUUCGUAUUCGUCGGAAGAUGGUCGAUGCAAAAGGGUGUUGACUCAAUCGCUGAUGUCUUUCCAUCCAUUUUGGAGCAGAACGAACAUGUCCAACUGAUAUGCAUCGGUCCCGUCAUAGACCUAUACGGCGCGUUUGCGGCAUUAAAGCUAGGAAGAAUGAUGGAAGUUUACCCCGGGCGCGUCUUCUCGAAACCAGAAUUUACUCAGCUACCACCAUGUAUAUUCAGCGGUGCAGACUUUGCACUGAUGCCUAGCCGAGAUGAGCCUUUUGGAUUGGUCGCUGUUGAAUUUGGUCGGAAAGGUGCCUUGUGCGUUGGCGCCAGGGUUGGAGGUCUUGGGCACAUGCCCGGUUGGUGGUUCACGAUCGAAUCAACCACGACAAAGCAUUUCAUGCAACAAUUCAAGACUGCCAUUCAAGGUGCACUUGCAUCAAAGCCAGACACUCGAGCGAUCAUGAGAGCGCGUGCCGCCAAGCAACGAUUUCCUGUUGCGCAAUGGGUGGAAGAUCUUGAGAAGCUCCAGAACAAAGCCAUCAAUAUUAGCGAUAAGCGAAGGGUCAAAAGUUCACGGCAGAGUGUUGCUUCUUUUGUCUCGACCAACAACACACCGGUGCAGACGAGGAAGCCUACACCCACGCAAACCUGCCACGCAACGCCGGCGCAUUCUCGGAAUGUGAGCAGAGCAGCAAGCCCUGAGAGGGAUGACAUCCUUCCUGCUUUACCAAAUGGAGGCUUAGGAAGUAGGCUAGGUCCAGGCAAUAAGAGAAAUCGGUUGAAAAAGAAGAAUCCGAACGGGACGUCCUCAUCAAAUGUGUCUGAAGAGGAAUCAGGGUAUGAGAGCGGCGAAGACACGCAAAGGGGCAGAGGUCGACAACGCAAGCGCUUCUCGAGAUCUCAGCUACCAUCGUCUAUGGCAAACCCUACCACGGCUGCAGAAGCUCCAAGUACGGACGCUAAUUGGCCAUUCACCAAUUCGUUCCCGGUGCAUUCUUCUUUGGAACCUCUACCUGCUCAUAUGCCAGGUGACAGCACGACAGCCUCAGCUACAGCUGUCAAUACUAGGAACGUCUCGAUGCUCAGUCUACCAGAUAUUGUGGGAGAUAGAAAAGACUACAAUCUACAAAACGUGUCUCCAUUUUUCACCGACCCCAAGAAAGAAUUCACGGAUAUCUUCCGGCAAAAGCUGGAGAAAUUAGACGGAAAGACAUCUGAAGAUGCUCUUUGCAUUGAAGAGUAUCUGACCAAAAGCGAGAAGAAGUGGUUCGGCAUGCUUCGAGCGGCAGAAUUAGGAAGCAAAACUCCUUCACGAAAACCUAGCCCAGCACCCAGCAAAUUCAACUCGAAACGUAAUAGCGCCAAUCCAGCCCAACUAGCGGAUCCAGAGAAGCAACAAGUAGAGACAAGCUCUCAGGGAACACCUUCGCAGUCGAAGGACGACCCAUUUGAUGAGUUCCUCCUGGGUGAUAAUUACAAGCCACCGACAGGACUGAAACAUAUCCUCAGAGUGAAGAUCGGAGACUGGCCUAUCUACUCUAUUCUCCUUGCAUUAGGCCAGAUUCUCGCCGCAAACUCCUAUCAAAUAACCCUCCUCACGGGCUCCGUCGGCCAACCUGCCAGCAAACUCUACACCGUCGCUUCCAUUUACCUCGCCUCCUCAAUCCUUUGGUGGCUCCUCUACCGCCGCUUCGCAACUCUCUAUGUCCUGUCCGCCCCAUUCAUCCUCUACGGUUUCGCCUUCCUCCUCAUCGGCGUUGCCCCCCUCGGCCCCUCCUUCAACGCCCGGGGCUGGAUCCAGAACGUAGCCACGGGCCUGUACGCAGUCGCCAGUUCCUCCGGCUCUAUCUACUUCGCCGUAAACUUUGGCGACGAGGGCGGAGCGCCCGUCACGGCGUGGACGUAUCGAGCGUGUGUCAUUCAAGGCACACAGCAAAUAUACGUCGUAGCGCUGUGGUUCUGGGGCAGUCAGUUGACGAAGAGUACUGCGGCGGGUCAGAUGGGGAAGACUGGCGCUAGCGCAAACAAGUUGGUCAUUAUUCCUGUUGGGGUGGCGCUAGCGUGCUUGAUGUGGGCGAUUGGUGUGAUCCUCUUCAUCGGACUACCGAAGUACUACCGUCAAGCGCCCGGCAAUAUCCCUUCGUUCUACUCCAGCCUCUUCAAGAGGAAGAUCAUAGGCGUGCUGGGGUCUGUGGCGACGAUUUUGGCGAGGGCGACUAGUCCGAAUAAGAUUGGGCCCGGGGAUGUUUUCCCGGAUUUUAGUAGCGAUAUUGGGGAUGGGCUUGGGAAGGCGUGGUUUUGGGUUGGCUUGGGCAGUCAGCUGAUCAUUCCCGUGGGGUUCUUUUGGUGGUUUCGGAAGGAGCAGUUGAGUAAACCUUAG
Bacidia gigantensis is the source of this 3579-nucleotide messenger RNA. RefSeq lists its product as uncharacterized. Gene Ontology annotation, molecular function: alpha-1,3-glucan synthase activity. NCBI's taxonomy places the organism in Eukaryota, Fungi, Ascomycota, Lecanoromycetes, Lecanorales, Ramalinaceae. The transcript is spliced from 5 exons. Gene Ontology annotation, cellular component: fungal-type cell wall. Gene Ontology annotation, biological process: fungal-type cell wall (1->3)-alpha-glucan biosynthetic process. The coding region runs from base 1 to 3579 and encodes 1192 amino acids. The record is from RefSeq and is a predicted model, not a curated record.